AUGGACACAUGCGCCUGCGCUUUGGAGCUGCUGGGGAUGCUGGUGUACGUUGGAGCAUGGCUGUGUGCUUUAGCCACCACCAUCCUCCCACAGUGGCUCACCAUGUCCACGGCUCUGCUGCCCGUGGAGAGCUACGAGCUGGGCCUGUGGGAGACCUGCGUGGUGCAGGACGUCGGGGGGAUGGAGUGCAGGUCAUACGACAGCCUGCUAGGCCUCUCCGGUGACCUCAAACUGGCCCGCAUCCUCAUGUGUGCCUCCCUUACCGUGGGCAUGCUGGGAAUGCUGGUGGCCAUCCCUGGACUCUACCUGGUGAACAGCUGCAGGGAGCACGGAGGCUACAGGACCAAGAGGACUUUGACCAUCAUCGGAGGCGUGUUAGGGAUGGUUUCUGGAGUUCUGUGUCUGAUCCCCGUUUCCUACAUGGCUCAUAUAGCCGUCAUGCAUUUCUUUGACGAUAAAGUACCUGAUGUGGUGCCUCGGUGGGAGUUUGGUGAUGCUCUGUUCUGCGGCUGGGCGGGAGGGUUCCUGCUCAUCGUGGCCGGGCUGCUCCUGGUCACAUCCUGCAUGUGCUCACAGGUGGAGGAUGAGCCGGUGCUGCAGAGGAGACAACAGCUCACGAGAGCAGAAGUGUCCUUCAGGAAGCACUCAGAGUACGUUUAG
Molecule: messenger RNA, 660 nt
Organism: Notolabrus celidotus (New Zealand spotty)
Lineage: Eukaryota; Metazoa; Chordata; Actinopteri; Labriformes; Labridae
Product: putative claudin-24
Exons: 1
Coding region: 1-660 (219 amino acids)
Biological process (GO): bicellular tight junction assembly; cell adhesion
Cellular component (GO): plasma membrane; bicellular tight junction
Molecular function (GO): structural molecule activity
Source: RefSeq, a predicted model, not a curated record